Molecule: messenger RNA, 2719 nt
Organism: Spirodela intermedia
Lineage: Eukaryota; Viridiplantae; Streptophyta; Magnoliopsida; Alismatales; Araceae
Source: the annotation of a GenBank genome assembly
AUGGCGGCGUGUGGUUCUCUAUUGGGCAGGGUCGAGCUCUCUGUUCGAAACUUGGACAGCCUGAGUAGAAAUAGGCGGAUGAUGAAAUUCAUGACUUGGGUAGAUGUUCCUGAUCGUAGUAGACAGAUUGAUUGCUACAGAAGUGCCGACCCUGGUAGACAGAUAGGCUGCUACAGAGGUGUGAAGAACCUCAAAAGUCGAGAGCCUCGUGGCAAAAAUAUGAGUUAUAGAUGCUUUUGGUCAAAUAUACAAGGCAAAAGUUGGAGCAGUAGUCCUUUACUGGAGGCCGGAGCCAAGCGUUUCGAUGCAUCUCCUGCUUCGUCGUACUCUACCCGUGCUGCCUCAGAUGUGACCUUUGAUGGAUCUGCAAAGCAAGAUCAACUUGAUAAUCCUGCGGUAUCACCUGAUCAGUAUGUUUUCUUUGAUUUUUAACAUUUAUUCGUGUUAUGCUCUUAGUUAUUUUCAAUGAAAAGCAUGCAUGGCAAUUUAUUGUACUAUUUUUGGUUUUCUUGCACAUUGGUAAAAUUUUGAGAAUCUCGAUCAUUCAUUUCAGCAGUGCAUGAAGAUUUAUGUCUGACAAAGUCUUAUAAUUAUAUUAAUCUAUAUUAUUAUUUUUAAUGUGGAGCAAUGCAACGUGUAGGUUGCCUAAUAAAGCUGCUUCAAUGCGAAGCAUUGGCAAAAUUGGUUCCCAAUGUUCACAAUUUCCUUUAGGCCAUCAGCUGCCAAACAGAUAUAUGUGUCUGUGCGUAUAAUUUGUCUGUUCUGAGAAACGCGUAGUCUAUCUUAAGAUUUAGGAGUUUUGCAUUUUUAACUCCCACAUAUGCGAUUGAAAAUUUAAAAUUUAAUGCGGUGAAAUGAAAAUUUCUUUCUUCGUAUUCAAAAAAUAUGACUAAUCCAGAUUAUAAUUGCGGUACCCCGAUCCGAUUUUAUGUGUUUAUUCGUGAUAUCAGAUAUUCUGCUGUAAUAACUCAUACGAAGAAGAGAAUUUUAACAGGACGAACUGCAAUAUCCUGUUUCCAAGACAUUUUUCCAAAUAACGGCACAUUAACCCUAAGCUUCUCCGACAGGAUUUUCAAAAACUAGGACGUUUCAAAAUUGUUUAUUGCGUUAAUGUGUAUCGUGUUUAGCAGAGAUGAAAGUUUCCAUUCUGUGAUUCUGGAGCCUAGUAUCUAUGAGAAAAAGCAAGCCCCGCUUCCAUAACCUCUUUUAAUAUUCAAUUAAAUCUGACGAAACUAUAGACAAUAUUAUUGAAAGAAUUAUCUUCUCUUUUGGGGCACAAUACAAGCAAUGGUUUUUACGUGGCUUUUGAGGACAUGAAUUUCUUCUGUUUUUGGAUUCAGUUCUCUCUUCUUCUUUUUUUACCAGUGCUGAAAAUUAUAAAUUCAGCCAAAAUAUUACUAUUUGUUGAGUCUUAUUUCCCCUAAUAGUUGGUCUGAAUCUCCAAGUAUCUACUUAAAGAAAGGAGUUGAGUUGAACGAUAUGCUAUAAAGAUGAUGAAUAAUACCCGUGAAAGGAUCUAUCCCCACAGAGAAAAAAAUUAUUCCGGCUGUUUCAUUUGACGCCGUGGUUUUUGUUUGAAGAAUGUGGCAGCAAUCUGCGAAACGAUUCCAUAUCUCGAGAUUGAUUUGAUUUAUUUUUGCGUACAGGAGAGUGGUUGGGGAACGAAAACUAAGGCUAUCAUCGGGGUCUUGUUAUCUGCCGCACCCAGCUAAGGAGGAAACCGGAGGAGAGGAUGCCCAUUUCAUAUGCGUUGCCGAGCAGGCCAUCGGUGUGGCAGAUGGUGUCGGCGGAUGGGCAGACCUGGGCGUUGACUCAGGGCUGUACGCUCGUGAGCUCAUGUCUCAUUCUGUUUCGGCAAUCCAGGAAGAGCCCAAGGGGUCCAUCGAUCCAGUGAGGGUUCUCGAGAGGGCUCACUCAAGCACCAAGGCCAGGGGUUCAUCAACGGCCUGUAUCAUCGCUCUCACUGACCAGGUUCGCCCAAAUCUUUCUUAUGUUUCUUAUAAACCUUGACUUUAUCUGUAAAGGAGUUGCAGGCUUCGAUGUCUCCUGAGAAAGUCAGCGAUGAUCUUCCGUCUCCUCCCCCCCCCCCUGUGGAUCCCUUGUUUUUGAUGCCUCCACUCGCCUUCCUGAUUCAGGGCAUCAACGCCAUCAACCUCGGGGACAGCGGGUUCAUGCUCGUCAGAGACGGCUCCGUCGUCUUCCAGUCCCCGCCCCAGCAGCACGACUUCAACUUCCCCUACCAGCUCGAGAGCGGCAACCUCAGCGACCCCCCCAGUUCUGCCCAGGUCAGCUGGUCAACCCCCCCCUCUCUCUCUCUCUCUCUCUCUCUCCCCUGUUACUACUGCGAAUACUACUUGUACUGCUGCUACUAGAUUUGUUGACUGAAACAAAUCUCUCUCUCUCUCUCUCUCGCUCUCUGGGGCAGGUCUUCACUGUGCCGGUGGCGGCGGGGGAUGCGAUCGUGGCGGGGACGGACGGGCUCUUCGACAAUCUCUUCGGGAAGGAGGUGACGGCGGUGGUGGCACGGGCGGUGCGAGACGGGUUGGGGCCUAACGCGGCGGCGGAGGAGAUCGCCGCCCUCGCCCGCCGGCGGGCCCUCGACCGCAACGGUCAGACCCCCUUCUCGACGGCGGCCCAGGAGGCCGGCUACUGGUACACCGGCGGUAAGCUCGACGAUAUCACCGUCGUCGUCUCCUUCGUCACCUCAUUUGACCAGUGA